This is a messenger RNA of Musa acuminata subsp. malaccensis (wild Malaysian banana), 829 nucleotides long. Its product is annotated as reticulon-like protein B23. The record is from RefSeq and is a predicted model, not a curated record. NCBI's taxonomy places the organism in Eukaryota, Viridiplantae, Streptophyta, Magnoliopsida, Zingiberales, Musaceae.
GGGUGUCCAUGAUAAUUGUCCUUUGACGACCGCCAGCGCUGCGUGCAGUCCAACGCCGCUCCCGCGAUUUCUUCUGCGGAAGGACGAGAAGGGUUAGGGUUAGGUCUGCGAUGGUGGAGGGAGAAAGGUCGGCGGUGACCGACGAGGCGUCAGCGGCAGAGGGGAGGGUGGAGGUGGGACGGCCCGCGGUGUUGCUCGUGUGCGGGAGCCUGGUGUACUACCACUGCGCGUUCCGCGGGUCGAGUCUUCUAUCCCUCGUCUCCGAUGUCCUUAUCGUUCUCCUCUGCUCCCUCGCCAUCCUCGGCAUGCUGUUACGCCAGAUGAACAUCUCGGUACCUGUGGAUCCUCUUGAAUGGCAGAUAUCACAGGACAUGGCCAACACCAUUGUUGCUUGCUUGGCCAAUACAGUUGGAGCAGCAGAGUCUGUGUUAAGGGUUGCCGCAACAGGGCAUGACAAGAGGCUGUUCCUUAAGGUGGUUCUCACUCUCUACCUCUUGUCAACUUUGGGACGAGCAGCUUCAGGUGUUACAAUUGCUUAUGCUGGAUUGUGCUUGUUAUGUCUCUACUUCUUUGCGCGAAGUUUGGAGCUCAUAUCCAGGUGCACUUCUCAGUUCUCCAAGAGAAGCGACUCUUCAGCCGGAGAUCAAGAUGUCAUGUAACAUUAACAUUUACACAUUUACCUUCAAGACUCUUUCUUCAAAGGUUGAUUCCAAUUUCUAUGGACUGCUUCCAAAAACUCUGGUUAAUUCCAUUUGGUUCACUGCAAUGUGACUGUGUAUACACAUUUACAUUAUGAAAGAUAACUCCAGAAAAUAAAUACCAUCUCUUA